AUGGCAGUUACUCAAGCUGUCAAGUAUCAAAUACCAAUUGUAAUAACAGAUGAAAUAAACGGAGUGAAUGUUACCAAAGAAAUAGAUCAAGGUACUCUAUUUUCUUUGACCUAUUCCGAUAACUGUGAAGAUUUAAGUAAAAUGAUUGAUUUAUUUAAAGAAAUAGAUAAAGUAGUUAAACAUUUUGUUAUUCUGAAUAAGCUCUGCAAAGUUGUUAUAAGUGAAAAGCUAAAUGAGAUACAAAUGUAUAAUGUACAGUUCUUUGUACAAGAUCAAGAAGUUGGAGGAUUUAUAGCAAUGACUGUUAAUCCAGAAAUUAAUCAUAAGAGUUGUCUUAUUGAGGGAUAUAUAAAGAUGAAAAGAGUUACAAUUUGUUCCAAUAAUACAAGUAAAGAUAAUAAAAUACAUCAGACACUAUUUUCUUCAUCGUAUGUACCUUUUAACCUUAAAAAGUGCAAUUUUAGUGUAGGAAUGGCCACUCUCUACCCUUAUUCUAUGAAAAAGACCAAAGCCAACCUUGAAAGUUUUGAUCCACUGCUCAUAGAAGAUAUAAAUGGUUCUGAUGUAGAGUUGAUUAAAAUCAUAGCAAGUUAUUUUAACGCAACUUUGAAUCUGCAUUACGUUUAUAGAAACGAAGAGAAUCCAUAUUUUGAUUCAGAUUAUCUAAAGUUUGUUAUUAAUGGAUCUUUAGACGCUUGCGCCGGUGGUCUAUACAAGAUUUACGGAAACAUUGUUUCUUAUUCUGGCAUUUAUUCGACACAGGCUAUUGUUUGGGUUUAUUCUGUAGAAAGAAGUACACGAUCUUGGCAAACGCUUGUUGGUAAAACGCAUGGGUUAUAUGUAUUUUUGAUAUUUUAUAUAUUACAUUCAAUUGUAUGGUGGAUUGUUUGUAAAUUUGAUGAUGAAGCAGUUUCGAUGAAAGACACAUUAUUGUAUAGCUGGGGAGCACUAGUCGGGGCCACAUCUGUGCCAGACGCUAGAACGGUAAAACAAAGGGUUUUGAAUAUUCUAUACCUCAUCAUGGGUUUGUACUUAUCUUCCUAUGUAAGCUGUCAAAUAUAUUCUUACCUCACCAUCGAUGAACCACCAUCACAUUAUGACACAGUAGAACAGUUAAAUGCUUCUGACAAAACGGCAUAUUUGGUUCCUGUCUCCAAAUAUUUCGUUAAAGAUGUAAAAUACGAGACAAUGGCGAAUAUGUCGCGCGAUUGCGUGAACUUUAAGGAUUGUGAACACAAACUAAUAGAAAACAAGGGAUCGACAGUUCUGAUCGAUGGCCAUUUACCUGCUCUACAAGCAAGGACAGCUGUUAACGAUGAAGCGAGGGUUUUACGAGUUACAGAUGAGAUUCUCACGAUUUAUCAUGAAAUGAUAUUAAGAAAAGACAGUCCUUUCGUUAAGAGUUACGUGAAGGUAACUCAAAGGCUGUAUGAAUCUGGAAUUUGUAGAAAGUUGUACGACGAAGCUAUAGGUAUACUCCUUGUAGAUAAAGCUAAAAUUGCGAAUAAAAAUAUUCUCUCUAAUAGUUACAGUUGCACUGUGGGAUGUAAAAUCACUCUUCUGCAGUUAGCUGGUAUUUUUUACAUUUGGAUAUUCGGGUGUAUUCUGUCUUGUAUUAUUUUCGUUAUAGAGAUCCUCAUUAACAGAGAGAAAUUGUAUAAUUAA
Molecule: messenger RNA, 1665 nt
Organism: Bicyclus anynana (squinting bush brown)
Lineage: Eukaryota; Metazoa; Arthropoda; Insecta; Lepidoptera; Nymphalidae
Exons: 1
Coding region: 1-1665 (554 amino acids)
Source: RefSeq, a predicted model, not a curated record